CGUCCGUUCUUUUUCCCUCAGAAACCACCAUCUUCCAGAGGGUUCUGCAACUCCGAUGGCGUCUGAUCUCGCGGCAAAGGCGAAGGAGGCUUUCAUCGACGAUCACUUUGAACUCGCUGUUGACCUCUAUUCUAAGGCCAUCAUCAUCAACCCUAACAACUCCGAGCUUUUCUCCGACCGUUCUCAGGCUAAUAUAAAACUCAAAAACUUCACCGAAGCUGUUGCUGAUGCAAACAAAGCAAUUGAACUGGACUCCUCAAAUCCAAAGGCAUACCUGCGCAAAGGGAUGGCAUGUUUCAAUCUUGAAGAAUAUCAGACUGCCAAAACAGCCUUUCAAUUGGGAUCUAGAUUAGCUCCAGAAGAUACAAGAUUCACAGAUUGGAUAAAAGAGUGUGACAAGUGCAUUGCAGAGGAAAUUGGUGAGCUACCAAUGAAGUCAUCGGAUGUAACCCCUACUAAUGUUGUGGCUCCUAGUUCACUGGGAAAAACCGACGCGACUGCAAAAAAUGCUGAGCAAGUAAAGAAUAUAUCUAGCGAGGUGAUCACCACAACACCAGCAAAACCAAAAUACAGGCAUGAAUUUUAUCAGAAACCAGAGGAGGUCGUAGUGACGAUAUUUGCUAAGAGAAUACCGGCUGAAAGUGUUUUUGUCAAUUUUGGGGAGCAAAUACUAAGUGUAACUAUUGACUUGCCUGGGGAAGAUUCAUACAUUUUCCAGCCUCGCUUGUUUGCAAAGAUAAUCCCCGCAAAGUGCAGAUACAGUGUUCUCACAACCAAAAUUGAAAUCCGACUUGCAAAAGCAGAACCUGUACACUGGACAUCCCUCGAAUUUGGUAAAAAUAGUUUGGUUGCACGGAGGAUCAAUGAAUCUACAGGUAAUCAAAGACCUGUAUAUCCUUCCUCAAAAGCAACCAAAGACUGGGAUAAGAUUGAAGCUCAAGUGAAAAGGGAGGAAAAAGAUGAAAAACUUGAUGGUGAUGCAGCUCUUAACAAAUUUUUCCGCGACAUAUAUAAAGAUGCAGAUGAGGAUACAAGAAGGGCCAUGAGAAAAUCUUUUGUUGAGUCGAAUGGGACGGUGCUGUCGACAAAUUGGAAAGAAGUGGGAUCGAAGCAGGUGGAAGGAACCCCUCCGGACGGUAUGGAAAUGAAAAAAUGGGAAUAUUGAAAUUAUUAGCGUUGUGUGUUUUGGCUUGGACCUUCUUCUUUGUUAGCUUGAUUAUUGCUUUGAAGCUGUUCAUAGUCUUUUCUUUCACCCCAAAUUCAAUAUUUAAAUCCCCUCAUGUACAAGUUUGCAUUGCAGUCAUGGCUUGGCUUUGAUUUGAACUGUGGUUCCAUAUUUGGUUGACCCAUUGUUCUGGAAACAUAAUGUAUCAUUAGCAUCCUCGUUAUUUUUU
Molecule: messenger RNA, 1394 nt
Organism: Cynara cardunculus var. scolymus (artichoke)
Lineage: Eukaryota; Viridiplantae; Streptophyta; Magnoliopsida; Asterales; Asteraceae
Product: protein SGT1 homolog B-like
Exons: 10
Coding region: 56-1165 (369 amino acids)
Biological process (GO): protein stabilization; defense response to fungus
Cellular component (GO): nucleus; cytoplasm
Molecular function (GO): protein-folding chaperone binding
Source: RefSeq, a predicted model, not a curated record